Molecule: messenger RNA, 4785 nt
Organism: Brachypodium distachyon (stiff brome)
Lineage: Eukaryota; Viridiplantae; Streptophyta; Magnoliopsida; Poales; Poaceae
Product: Fanconi anemia group D2 protein
Exons: 29
Coding region: 101-4594 (1497 amino acids)
Biological process (GO): interstrand cross-link repair; mitotic intra-S DNA damage checkpoint signaling; double-strand break repair involved in meiotic recombination
Cellular component (GO): condensed chromosome; nucleus
Molecular function (GO): DNA polymerase binding
Source: RefSeq, a predicted model, not a curated record
UCUGUCUCUCUGGCGCGAAAAUUUCAUUCCCCAAAAUCCGUCCCCCAAAACCCCCCAAUUCCUUCCCGGAGAAGCUUCGUGGUCGUGGCGGUGACCGGCGAUGGUAUUCCUGCAGCGCAGCAACCCGCGUAAGCGCCCGCCGCCGGCGCCCACGCCGCCCCGGUCGAGCCCUCCGCAGUCAGCGGCAGCGUCCGCGACCACCCCUCCCGGCCCCGCCGCGGCAGACCUGUCCGCCGUCGACGCGGCGGCCGCGCUCCUCGCCGACGCGGGAUGCACGCUCCUCGUCCCGCCGCACCUCCCGCCUGCCCUCCCGGCGCCGCACACCUUCGCGCGCCGCCUCGCUCGCGCGCUCGCCGCCGACUCCGCCGCGGACCUCCCCACGCGCCUCCUCACCGGGCUCGCCGCCUUCGCCGACUCCCCCGCGCGGCUCCGCCAGCUCCUCCUGCCCACCUCUCCGAGCUCGCCGAGCCUCGCCCGAGCGCUCCUCUCCGUCCCCGCUCUCCAGCCGGGCCUCCUGGGGCUCCUCCUUGACAAGCUGCCCGAGCACUUCGACGACGACGCGCUCGAUGGGGUGCCGCUGCAGGACGAUGUGGGGAGGCUCAUCAUAUUGCAGUUCCGCUGGCUUGAUUUCCUUGUCGAUGCCGACGCCUUCGUCACCAAGCUCGUGGACGUGCUCUCGGUGGCGCCGCCCCGGCUCAAGAAGGAGAUCAUCGGGUCCAUCCCGGAGAUUGUGGGCGACCAGAGCCAUGAUGUUGUGGUCUCCGCGCUGGAGAUGUUGCUGCAGGAGGACUCCCAGGUUGUGGUUGCUGUGCUUGACACUUUGUCGAACCUUAACCUCAAUGCGCAGUUGCAGGAUCAGGCGGUCACUGUUGCAAUAUCGUGCAUCCGAACGAUUCACGCGGAUCAGAUGCCACAUUUACUCAGGUUCUUGCUGCUGUCUGCCACACCAGCCAAUGCUGGCAGGAUUAUAUCACAGAUCCGCGAGCAGCUGAAGUUUGUUGGUGUCGUGGAUCCACGGGCUGCUCGGGGCAAGAAGCUGAAAGGGAAGGCAUCGGCAGUUAGCACUGAUGGAGCAAUACUUGAUGCCUUGAGGUCAGGUCUCCGGUUUAAGAAUAUGCUUUGCGAGGCCUUCUUGAAGGAGUUGAAAUCAGUCGACCAUCCAAGGGAUCACAAAGUGAUUGAUGUUUGGCUCAUCAUGCUCAUCUAUGCCAAUGGUGGUACUCUGCAGAAAAGUGCUGAGAAAAUACUGAAAUCCAAGAUCUUAGAAGGAUGUGUCCAAGAGACACUGUUUGGUCAAUGCAUUCGUGGAAACCCUGAAUUGGUGAAGGUCCAUUUCAUGUCAUAUCUCUCGGUGAGCGAUUACCUGUUAGCUUGCAAGGAAGAGAAGGCUAGAGAGUUUGCUACCUAUCUGUUUACGGCUUUGUUUGAAGAAUUCAGUGACACCUUUUCCAGGCAAGAGCUUGUUGGCUCAUUGAUAACUCAUAUAGGUUCUGGGGUCAGCUAUGAAGUUUCUUCUGCUCUAGAUAUUAUGAUUUCUCUGACAACCAACAACUCUGAUGAACUUAUCCCUGUAGCUUCACAUAUAACUGGUAUUUUAGAUUACCUGGAAAGCUUUCAUGAAGAUAAUCUUCGGAAGGUUUAUGAGAUCUUCUGUCAUUUGGCACUGGCUGCUGGCUUCAAUACUGGUUCAGGUGGCUCUUCUGUUGCUAAUGAACUUCUAAUGGUAGUAAGAAAGCAGGUUAGUAAUCCGGAUAUAAAGUAUAAGAGAAUGGGAAUAAUUGGGGCUUUAAGGAUAGUUUCAGCUAUUGCAGAUGCGAAUGCCGCUGUGAACUGUUCAUCAUCUCAGCAACCAAAUUGUGAGGAGGCCCUGGGACUGCUGCAAAUGGCUAUUAACUCUUCCAGAUGUCACACAUUGCCCUUAAUUCUUCUCUAUGAUGAAUUAGCUGCUUUAGUGGAGAGCAGAAUUCUUCAUUCUGCAAUUUUUGAUUGGGUUGGGGAACAUGUUGCAGAAUUUGACGCUCUUUUUCUUGCUGAUCUUGACGAUGGCCAGCUACCAGAAAAAUAUAUCUGUGAUGGAAUAGAAGGAGAACUGUGGAUGAACUUGGAUGGAAAUAUCUCCCCAGUAUGUCUAAAUAUUUUGCCUCUGGUCUCCAUCUCACCACAAAAGUCCCAAGCCUGCUUACAGAUCUUUCCUUCCCAAUUUUUACUUCUAACUGUUGCUGAACGUUCAGGAAGUGAAGGCUCACUUGGUGGAAUAAAUGCACUCCUUGGCUCUCCUUUGCAUCUUCCAUCUACCAAGAGCCUGGAUGGAUCUCGAUGGGGAAGCUUGUCAGCAUUGGAGAAAAAAACAGUGUGCCAUUCACUGUACUUUGCGAUAAACUGGAUAAGGGAGUUGCUCAAUGCUUUCAGCACACAAGUGGCAGCCAGAGUUGAUAAUGUGUCACAAAAAGUAAGGGAUGAGACAGCGGUUAAACUUCUGAAGCGUCUGAGAAAUCUAAUACUACUCGAGAGCUUGUUAAACACCCUUCUUAAAAUGUAUCCCCUAUCUCUACCUGAGCUGCGAUACCUAGGGGAUUAUUCUGUGUCAACUAUCACCAGCAAGUUAAACCAUGGGAAGAAAAUGAACGAAGAGAACAUGGAGGGCCCAUCUUCCAACAAAAGACAAAAGUGUCUCAAGGACAAAUCAGCUUCAGAUAAAUUGAGUUCUGAUGAUAAACUCAAGCAAACUACGAUACUGGAUGCUUUCAAAAGAGCAGGUGUAACAAUCACUCAAGAAACAAACAGAGUUUCACAACCAUUGCCAAGUGGAAUGAUGUCAAAGGAUGUUGAAAAUGAGGCUAAUGAUCUUAGUGAGCUUGGGGUCAUAGAUUUAAUGGCAGCACCAGUUCAGCUGGAUAUGCAAAGAUUCAAAUUCAGAACUCUGCAUUUAACUUGUUUGUCCUUAUUAAACUAUUCUGAGUUUCAAGAUUUAACUCUCCCAUAUGAUGAAUCUGAGCUGCCAUUAUAUCUCUAUCUUCUACGUGAUCUAAACAUCAAAUUAGACCGUCUAAAUCCAUCAAUCAAGCCAUUUUUUAGUAAUUCUCAAGCAAAAUCCACUUAUGCUCAUUGCCAAAAGAGCACAGAAGAACUUCUCAGCACAAUCCAGCCACUAUUCUCGAGUCUAAGGAAGUUUGUAGAUGGAGCCGUUUCAAUGAUCAAAGAAAGAUCAGAUUGCUGCCCAGACAAUUGGAGUUCUCAUUGGGAUUCAGCAGGAAACCCACACAUACCAAAUGUGAUGGUCUCCAAGUCUUCAAUAGCCACUUCAGUAUUUAAGGAGGCUCUUGGCUGCUACAGGAAGUUACUUGGUAUUCCAGAUCUAUUGAAUCAUGCAAAUAUGUCAGUUCUGAAGGAGCUACUGCAGACUUUCCAGCCAACCGAAAAUUUUGAUGAUGAUAUUUCUGAGUUCCGUCCACCUCUGGCCCCUAGUAAUGUUGAUUAUCUAUACUGUGGGGCAUAUAAAAUGUUUGAGGCUAUUAUGGAUCCAGUGUAUUCGUUCUCAUACAUUUUGGCUUCUGAUGUGCUAAUUACCAUGCAAUCAAUUUUAAGUUCCACUGUCAUGCUGCUGGAAAAAUCUGGGGAAUCAAAUGGGAAGAAUACACAUGUAGGAUGCUCCAAAGAUAUCAUUCCCUUUCUACAGAAGCGUCUUGGGCUAUCAGCUCAUAAGCUGUUAGCUUCUGACUUCCCUAGUGAAGAUGCUGAAAAUGGACGGCAGAACAAAGGUGAUCUUAUACCAAGGAUAUUACAAAUAUACCUCAGGAACAGUGAGUCGACUUCAGAUCUGCUUGAGAAACUGGCUUGCUCGGUGUUGCCUGAGGUUGCUUCGCUUAAAACUAAAAGUACCGCCCAAGAAAUGGCACGUGACUUUCCAACAUUGUGUUCCUCCACCUUCCACUCUUGGUAUCGUGUGUUGCAUGAGGAGAACACUGGGAAUUUUAACAAGAUGAUCAAGCAAGCCUUGAAGACUAGAUCACAAUCAGGAGUGGCGGUGGAAAAUGUUGUGGAUGAAAUUGUCAAAUCAGUAAAUGUCUUUGUUGGUCUAAUACAUGUAUGUAAGAAUCACGAAAAGGUUGCUAUACAUGCUAUUGCAGUUAAAUAUGGGGGCCGAUUCAUCGAUGCAUUUCUUAAAGUCUUCAACUUUCUAGAGACACAGUUUGGGCAACAUGGUGGACGUAUAAUUCAAAUGAUAAAAGCACUCCAGAAAGCGACAAGAACAAUCCAAACUAUAUGUGCAGAGGCAAAGGGUUACAAGCGAACAAUGAUCACGAGCAAGAUACCUGCUACAAAGAGGUCCCUGGAGCGGUUCGUGUUCCAAGUGAAGGCACUGCUGCACAACUGCUCCACGGAGGACACGUUUGUGAUAGGCAAUCUGAAGCACAAGGACUUGCAUGGGCAUGUGGUGAGCUCUCAGGUGUAUGGCGGAGUGGACGAUGAUGACCCGGAUGAUGCAGAGCAGGAAGAGAUGGAAACCGACCCCGAAACUCCGGCCAACGGAAAUGGCAACAUCGUGGACGACGAUAUGGCGGAAGGCGACGAAGAGGCAACGCCAUUGGAAUGACCGCAUCUAGUACCAGUCUCCUAGUAUAGCCCAAUCCUGACUCCUGAAAAUUUUACACUUACAACAUGUACAUAGUACAUUGCAGUUUUUUGCAGUGCACCGCCUUGUCCAGCUCCCAUAGCAGAGUGGAAUGACAAUCCAGAAAUGUAGAUCAUGUGUUGCAUAGAAAUGUGAAUUCUCAGUGAAGACCA